Molecule: messenger RNA, 965 nt
Organism: Trematosphaeria pertusa
Lineage: Eukaryota; Fungi; Ascomycota; Dothideomycetes; Pleosporales; Trematosphaeriaceae
Exons: 1
Coding region: 65-682 (205 amino acids)
Source: RefSeq, a predicted model, not a curated record
CGCCAUUCACCAUUGGCGACGAACUUCACUAGAACGACAUUACGAUAGACUACUCCCACGGUCCAUGUCUCACUCGACGCUUCACCAGACUAUCGGGCGUCAUCGCCGCUUCCGGGCAGUGGUACGCAGAGAGCACGGGCAACGCUCCAUAUCGCGGUGGCGAUUUCAAAGCGCGCGGUCGGUUCAACAUGGCAUUCUUUCGAAUACGAGGGCAGGACGUGAAGGAAAGCGCCAUGGCGCUCUCUCCGCGGCAGGUACAGUGCGUUGGGAGGGCAUGUCGAGCAUGUGCUCGCAAUCACGCGCAGCACCGGGAUGGCGAGCGCGGCGAGCACGGCCAGCCAUAUGCACGGAAGUUUCCAUGGACAUUCACCGUCUUUCUUGUGUUGCCUGCCUAUCUACAGUAUCUACAGGCCUGCCUAUCGUUCUUUUGCUCAAUCUAUGCAGUCUAGUCGCCCGCCAGAGCUUCUAUCCCCUAUCUUCAACAUCAUCAUUACCCCCUCUCAUAGGCCCCUUACAUUCCCCCUCAGCGCAUUCACCUCCCCGGCCGCAACAGGAAGGAUCUUCCCUCUGCGCGACCAUACACCGUCCGCACAGCGGCCCCUCUCACGAACCGUUGACUUGCGCACCAGAAACGCUGCGCAAGCCCCGUGACACGGCAUCAGCAAGCGCGGGACACGGCUGAUCACGCAGUCGGACGAAGUCGUCUGAGCUGAAGUUCGGUGACGGGCGCUUGGGUCGUCGACUGUUGUACGGGUGCGCAUUUACCCCGCUUUCUUGUCAUAUCAUAUCAUGUGGCCGGCGAGCGGAGCGUGGCCCUUGAUACUGUUGAGGCGGCGAAGGACGGGUCGGGGCUGUCUGUGCGAGUCGUGUGGGUGGGAGUGCAAAAGGGAGGACGGGAGUGCGGCUCGGCUUUGAGGCGGCCGGUAGUCGCCGAUGAUCAGGGUGUACGGGGGAUUAUUGAUUGA